CUUUAGAGGAGCCUUUUAGCUUAGGAGAAAUAGGGAAACAAGCCAAACAUAUUUUUAACUGCCCUAAUUUUCACGCGAAAAUCCAGGACAAUUUAUUGGAAAGAAAAAAAAAAAGAUUUUGAGGAGAGAAGAACGCUGUCGUUUUAAUGGGUGAUGUGUCUGUAGUCAAAAUCAGAGCGUUUCGAUUCAACGUGUUAGAAUCAUCUGGUAAAUUUCUAUUAGCAUUCAACUAGCCUCAGCAUAUUCGUGUAAAUCUUCAAAUCGAACGCCGAAAGUAGGAGUAGGCGAUCCAUCAGAGAAAGUUCAAAAAUUUAUCAGAGGCCAACAGAGCUCAAAUCCCCACUAGCAACUCAGCUCUUAUUGCAAUGAUUGCCGACGAGGACACGGUGGUUGGGUUUCUGCUUGCUGGUGUGGGUAAUGUUGAAUUGUUGAGAAAGACAAAUUAUCUUAUUGUGGACUCAAAAACCACCGUUAAACAAAUUGAAGAUGCAUUUAAGGAGUUCACAGCAAGGGAGGAUAUUGCUGUUGUGCUGAUUAGCCAAUAUGUCGCAAAUAUGAUAAGGUUUCUGGUGGAUAGCUAUAACAAGCCUGUUCCAGCAAUUUUGGAGAUUCCAUCCAAGGAUCAUCUAUAUGAUCCUGCACAUGAUUCUGUUCUUUCACGAGUUAAAUACCUCUUCUCUGCAGAAUCAGUGGCAUCUGGGAGGCGUUAAAUGCAGAUAUACACUUAUGACUUCUCUAUCUCAUCAUGUGUCUAUUUCCUUCGGUAAUUGUAUAAUAUGACUUAAAUUAUUCUUUCCAGAGAGUUGCAAACGGUUCUCUUCAUAAUUUCUGAGUUACAUAUGCAA
Molecule: messenger RNA, 845 nt
Organism: Durio zibethinus
Lineage: Eukaryota; Viridiplantae; Streptophyta; Magnoliopsida; Malvales; Malvaceae
Product: V-type proton ATPase subunit F-like
Biological process (GO): proton transmembrane transport
Cellular component (GO): proton-transporting V-type ATPase, V1 domain; membrane
Molecular function (GO): proton-transporting ATPase activity, rotational mechanism
Source: RefSeq, a predicted model, not a curated record